Messenger RNA from Dicrocoelium dendriticum, 589 nucleotides. The record is from the annotation of a GenBank genome assembly. Lineage: Eukaryota; Metazoa; Platyhelminthes; Trematoda; Plagiorchiida; Dicrocoeliidae.
UGGCAGUGGCCUUGAGACUUCCUUGCCUUUCCGUGAUUCUCUCGCGUGACGUCCGCCGUUGUCCGCAGAUGAAGUUUAACAAACAUGUUAGCAGCUCACGUCGGAAAGCACGUAAGCGUCAUUUUAAUGCUCCGUCACACAUACGGCGUCGCCUUAUGAGCGCUCCAUUAUCAAAGGAGCUGCGGACGAAGUAUAAGGUCCGGAGCAUGCCUAUCCGCAGAGGUGAUGAGGUUCAGAUUGUCCGAGGUGAGCGGAAGGAGGCUACAUCUGCUAAGGUCACCCGAGUAUAUCGGAAGAAGUUUGUAAUUCACCUCGAGCGUCUUCAGUGCCGAAAGGGUAGUGGUGCGUAUGUGCCGAUCGGUAUUCAUCCUUCCAACGUUGUCAUACACAAAUUGAAGUUGGACAAAGAUAGACGCAAUUUGCUGGAGCGGAAAGCCGCUGGAAGGUUAGACGAGGACAAGAACAAGUACACUGAAGAAACUAUCGAAUAGUUGACUUUCAAUAAAUGAUGGUUGUGCUGCUUUGCCUUGUAAUCCGCCUUCUUUGUGACAAUCGUCGUCAUUCUUAUGUUAUAAGUUUGCUUUCGAAC